GCGCCGAUCAUUUUCUUGAAAUCUUUUUGUUGUUCGGAUAACUAGAAACAACAAUUUGGUUUAGCAUCUUUGUCCAUUAGCUUCUUAACGGUCUUGUAUUCUUUGACCGUCUUCAUCUUCUUCGUCGUCCACGACUCCCCUUCUUCGACUUCCACUGAUCCCUUCAUGAUUGUUCCAAGUCGCCCAACAGACUUAGCUCUGCAUCAUUUCUCUUUAUCUUCUGCGCCAGUAUCACCUCAAAUUACGCCUAAAAGAGGCCACAAAUCUUCAGUCUCGAAGCCAAUGAUCUGGCUUACUCGCAAUACGAGUUCUUCUUCCAAUACUUCGCCACAUGGUGUCGCAGCUGCACCAAUUCGCAUAUCAGAACCUAGGUUUGACACCUCCUUGGAUAUAUUUAAUGUCAAACGUAGUGGACCUCUUGGAAGCGGCGCCAUGGUUGUGAGAACACCGCAAGAGGCGCUGUCUGGAGCGAGCGUCUUGUUUGGCAAUGAAGAUGAUGGCAGUCAACGUGGGUCCGCUUUUCAGGCCCCCUCUGAGGAGGCGAUGGACUCGCCUACGCUUUCAGGUGGUCCGCCACCCGUACCGUCGAAGUCUUCUCUUGAGUCCUCAACUUCAGCUAUAUCCACCUUGAGACAUAGUGGUUCAUCAAGUCUUCCAGCGAAAGACACAUCCACACCGCCAUGUCCAACCCGACCUCCUCCCCCUGCGCCAACGACAUCAUCUACGAUUCUUCGUCCAGUCAUUAAGGCAAAGACCUCCCCUUCUUUGGCAGAAGACCUGCCCCCUGUACCACCACUUCCCGUUAAUGUCUCUACUACUCCACCCCAACCUCCCUUUGAACCCAUUCUAUUGUCCCCUAUCCCUGGCAGUGCGAUCGAUCCUUCCAAGAUUAUCGUAACCAUAGAGACAAGUUCAGCAACGCACCGCACGACACUUGGUACUCUUAAUUCAAGGCCUUCUUACCUCUCAAACUAUGUCACUUCCCUCUUACCACGAAAAUCAGUUGCGGCAUCGUUAUACUCCAAUGCGAGCGAUAUUUCUGAACUUCCACACAACUCAUUCAAUGCCAUGUUUCAUGAUCAUUUAGCGUCUUCUGGGUUUAUAUCCCAAUCAACCAUGAAUAUACAUGUAUUCCUCGACAGGCCAAGUGCUCCAUACGCGCACAUAUUGUCGUACCUCCGCACUCCCCCUUUCAUUUCGGAACACCCAGCCAUCAUUCCUAGAGCCGUUCAACUUGCGUCUUCGUCACGGGCAAGACUUGAGGCAUUACUCGAGCUUCGUGACGAGGCCAAUUAUCUUGGUCUAGAUGAGCUGUUCAAACUAUGCAAUGACGAGAUAUGCAAUAGGUGUAAUACACCAAUCCAUGCACGGGGUGGAAGCAUGAGUAGCUCCGCUUCCAUUCACUCCCUACACACCGUCCAGGAGGGCGGUGACAAUUGCGAAAUGGGCCGUUCAUCUUCUCGCUCCAGCAGAAAAUCGACGCGAGCGACGCCUCCCCCUCGCGAACGUAACCUGGGCAGAGCAGAGAACCGAGCGAAUACCCCGAACUCCCGACAACCUACAAUCACUUCUUGGAUAUGACAUGCGUGACGAUUGACAUGAUUGACUUUAUUUUCUCGACUCUAUUUUCUUUCGUAACUAUCUGACUUAUCCACGGGCAUCUUGCAUAUGCAUAUACUUAUUCACAUUCAUUUACUAUAGUGCUUACCGUUAUGAUAUUGUAGAGUACGCAAUCUAUUCAUUCGC
Suillus bovinus is the source of this 1746-nucleotide messenger RNA. RefSeq lists its product as uncharacterized. Bases 166 to 1581 code for a protein of 471 amino acids. Lineage: Eukaryota; Fungi; Basidiomycota; Agaricomycetes; Boletales; Suillaceae. The transcript has 2 exons. The record is from RefSeq and is a predicted model, not a curated record.